AUGGACCGAUGGAGCUGCUCGGAUGGACCGAUGGAAUGGACGGAUCUCUAUAAGCACGUGAUCGGCGUGGUUCACACCAACUACCAGGUGUAUUUGGAAGAGCUGGGCUAUGCAGGGAUCAUGAGCAGCCCGACCAUCCGACAAAGCCUUUUUUCGACCUUUACCUCUAUGGUUUGCAGCGCCUAUUGCGACGUCACCAUCAAGCUUUCGUCCGCAGGGAUUUCACUGCCCAACGAGGUGCAGUACAACGUGCACGGCGUGCGUCAAGAGUUCUUCGACAUGGCCAAGCGCAGCAGUGUCGGAAAAAAGCGCUGGUUGCCUUUUCAGGAGACGAACGAGUCCACGGGGAGUCUGGUGUACUUCAUCGGCAAAGCGGUGAAGCCGAAGGGCUGGGUGCAACUGCUGAAUUUGCUGGAAACCUUGCCCGACACAGAGGUCCGAAGCGGACGCUUCCGUGUGGACGCCUUCGGCUCCGGUCCCGAGGAGGAGGAGAUUGCUGAGAUGGUGCAACAGCUGAAUCAGAAGCGCGAGGGGAUCCUGCAGAUGUUCCCGGGCCGCAAUCAUGCCGACAAGCAUUUUGAGCAGUACAAGGUGCUGGUGAAUGCCUCCACCACCGAGAUGCUUUGCACGGUGACGGCGGAAGCCUUGGCCAUGGGCAAACACGUGGUGCUUGCAGAGGACCCGUCCAACGCAUACUUCAAGGCCAAUUUCCCCGAGCGUUGCCAUUUCUUCAACUUGCAGGAUCCCAGCUCUUUCCAUCGCGCAUUGCAGGAUGCCCUGGAGAAGGAGGGCCCCUUGCCAUUGUCCUCGGCAGCGGAGGCCCUCCUCAGCUGGGAUGCGGCCUUGGAGCGUUUCUAUGACGCAUCACAGGUCCACGUGCUGUCUGGACGUUUGGAAAGGCCUUCCGAGGCGCGCGGGGCCAAGAUCGCCUUUGAGAUCCACAGCCGCUUCCAGACGGACACGCCGGCCUUCUCGAAGCUGUUGAAGAGUGCCACACUGAACCAGGAGAUGGAGUUUAAGGCCCCCUGGGCUGAGUUGGGCACCACCAGUGAGCUGAUGGAGAAGUUGAGAGGCUAUAUGUCUUUGGAGCAGAAGAGGGACUUUGAUGUAGUGGCCAGCUCUGACCGAGUGGAGGACACCGUGAAGUAG
Messenger RNA from Durusdinium trenchii, 1149 nucleotides. The record is from the annotation of a GenBank genome assembly. Lineage: Eukaryota; Dinophyceae; Suessiales; Symbiodiniaceae.